Molecule: messenger RNA, 1101 nt
Organism: Setaria italica (foxtail millet)
Lineage: Eukaryota; Viridiplantae; Streptophyta; Magnoliopsida; Poales; Poaceae
Product: factor of DNA methylation 2-like
Exons: 6
Coding region: 1-1101 (366 amino acids)
Biological process (GO): gene silencing by siRNA-directed DNA methylation
Source: RefSeq, a predicted model, not a curated record
AUGUCGAAUAAGGAGCUGCAGGCCAAGAACGAUGGCCUGGCGAAGCAGAACAAGGACCUGCAAGCCAAGAAUGAUGAUCUGGUUGAGGAGAAUGAGAAGCUGAGAGUUAAGCUGGUUCUGAAGGCGAAAGAGAUGCAGUGCCUGAGGAAGCAGAAUGAGGAGGUGCAAGGCACGAAUGAUGGAAUGAGGAAGCAGAAUGAGGAGCUGCAUGUCAAGAAUGAUGGCCUGGCGAAGCAGAACAAGGAACUGCAAGCCAAGAAUGAUGAUAUGGUCGAGAAUGGAAGCCUAACAAAGGGGAAUGAGGAGCUGCAAGCAAAGAAUGUCGACCUGGUGAAGCAGAAUAAGGAGCUGCAGGCCAAGAAUGAUUGCCUGGCUAAGCAGAAUAAGGACCUCCAAACCAAGAAUGACGAUCUGGCGAGGGAGAAUGAGGAGCUGCACACCAAUAUAGACAGCAUGAGGAAGCGGAAUGGAGAGCUGCAAGCCAAGAAUGUUGGCCUAACAAAGCAGAGUGAGGAAGUUCAAACCAAGAAUGAUGGACUGAUGAAGAGGAAUGAGGACCUGCAAGCCACGAUUUGUAGCCUGAUGAAUGGGAUUGAGGAGCUGGAAGCUAAUAAUGACGGGCUGGAAGAUUUGACCGGAUGUCUUGGUUUAGACGAGUUAAAUGGGCAGAGAGCUAUUGGGAUCAAAAGAAUGGGAGAACUUAACGAGAAGCCAUUUCAAGAUGCAUGUAAGAGAAAAUAUGGAGACGACGAUUACCAGAUGAGAGCAGCAGAGUUGGUCUCAACUUGGCAGGAGGAAUUGAAGAACCCAUCCUGGCAUCCUUUUAUGAUUGUUCAGGUUAAUGGAGAACACAAGGAAUUUCUAGAUGACGAUGAUCCAAAACUGAAGUUCCUGCUGAUCGAGUAUGGCGAGGAUGUGUGCAAUGCAGUGAAGGCCGCGCUGAUGGAGAUGAACGAGUACAACCCCAGCGGGCGUUAUGUGGUGCCCGAGCUCUGGAACUUUGGGGAAGGCCGGAGGGCGACGAUGGAGGAGGUCCUCAAGCACCUGUGUGGUGCAAGUGCUGUGGCCUUGCUUGGCUUUCUAUUGUGUGCGAUCGUCUGA